AUGCGAAGUGCCAAUGCCAUUGCAAUUGAUUUUGGAUUUUUUUUAUUCAUUAUUCAAACAGAUUUUACUUUUGAGUAUGUGCAAAGAGAAGCUCUCAGAGUUCCCCUUAUCUUCAGAAAUAAGGACGGACUGGGAAUUAAAAUGCCUGACCCGGAUUUCACCGUCAGAGAUGUGAAGCUAUUAGUGGGAAGCCGACGGAUAGUGGACGUGAUGGAUGUGAAUACCCAGAAGGGUGUUGAAAUGAGCAUGUCUCAGUUUGUGAGAUACUAUGAAACACCAGAGGCCCAGCGUGAAAAACUCUACAAUGUCAUCAGCCUGGAGUUCAGUCACACGAAGCUGGAGAACAUUGUCAAGCGCCCCAAUGUGGUGGACUUAGUCGACUGGGUGGAUAAUAUGUGGCCACAGCAUUUGAAGGAGAGACAGACGGAUGCUACCAAUGCCAUUUCAGAGAUGAAAUACCCCAAAGUGAAAAAGUACUGUUUGAUGAGCGUGAAAGGAUGCUUCACUGAUUUUCAUAUUGAUUUUGGUGGCACUUCAGUGUGGUAUCACGUUUUCCGUGGGGGGAAGAUCUUCUGGCUGAUUCCGCCUACUCUGCAGAAUCUAGAACUUUAUGAAGAAUGGGUUCUCUCAGGAAAGCAAAGUGAUAUCUUUCUGGGAGACAGGGUGGAACGAUGCCAAAGAAUUGAGCUGAAACAAGGCUAUACGUUCUUCAUUCCUUCAGGGUGGAUACAUGCGGUUUAUACUCCAGUAGAUUCUCUGGUGUUUGGUGGAAAUAUCCUGCAUAGCUUUAAUGUUCCCAUGCAGCUUCGCAUCUAUGAAAUUGAGGACAGAACAAGGGUGCAUGCCAAAUUCCGUUAUCCUUUCUACUAUGAAAUGUGCUGGUAUGUUCUGGAGAGAUACGUGUCCUGUGUGACCCAGCGCUGCCACCUCAGCAGAGAGUACCAGAAAGAAUCAAUGUUAAUUGAUGCAAAAAGAAAACGCAGCACAGACAGCUAUUCGUCAGAUUCGUGGUUAGACAUGGAUGAAGAAUCUUGUGAUGCUCAUAUCCAGGAGGAGAAGGAUGACGGCUUGGGUAAGAACUCCAGAUCCUUGGUGGAUGGCUCCUCCUCACCCAACAGCACGCACUCGGAAGGGAAGGAGGGUGCAGGCAGAAAACAAAAAGCCACGGUAAUGAGAUACCUGAAAAGAACUUUGUCUAAUGAGUCAGAUGACAGCGGAAAAUCAACGACCCCCACGGACUAUCCCAAAACGCCAACGGGGUCUCCAGCUACAGAAGUUUCAACCAAAUGGACUCACCUCACAGAAUUUGAACUGAAGGGUUUAAAAGCCCUGGUGGAAAAGCUUGAAUCUCUCCCAGAGAACAAGAAAUGUGUUCCAGAAGGCAUCGAAGAUCCACAGGCUCUCCUAGAAGACAUGAAGAACAUCCUGAAGGAGCAUGCUGAUGAUGACCAAAAUCUUGCCAUUUCGGGUGUCCCUGUGGUCAGCUGGCCCAAGAAGACCGCAAAGAACAGGGCAGUUGGACGGCCCAAAGGGAAACUGGGCGCUGCUUCUGCGGUGAAGCUCGCAGCUAAUCGGACAACCGCGGGAGCACGUCGGAGGAGGACGCGAUGCCGCAAGUGCGAGGCGUGCCUGCGGACAGAGUGCGGCGAUUGUCACUUCUGCAAAGACAUGAAGAAAUUUGGGGGACCUGGCAGGAUGAAACAGUCCUGCAUCAUGAGGCAGUGCAUCGCACCGGUGUUGCCUCAUACUGCUGUGUGUCUGGUGUGUGGAGAAGCUGGGAAAGAGGACACGGUGGAAGAGGAGGAGAGCAAGUUUAAUCUCAUGCUAAUGGAAUGCUCCAUUUGUAAUGAAAUCAUACACCCAGGAUGCCUUAAGGUGAAGGAAUCGGAUGGUGUGGUGAACGAUGAGCUGCCGAACUGCUGGGAGUGUCCAAAGUGCAACCAUGCAGGGAAAACUGGAAAACAAAAGCGCGGACCUGGAUUCAAAUACGCAUCAAAUCUCCCGGGCUCAUUGCUGAAGGAACAGAAAAUGAACAGAGACAAUAAGGAAGUAACGGAUGCUGCAAAACGGAAAGGGGACUGUGAAGAAAGUCCCAGGCGGAAAUCAGAGGAACAUUCCAAAAAGGCUCAAGUUGACUCAAUACUGAGGAGAAAGUCUGACGAAGUGCAUCUGUGGAGGAAAAGGAAAUUUGAGAAAUCCCAGGAACCCACUAUGAGAAAGCGGCUGAUACUUGGACAAGAAGACAAACUCUUCAGGAAGAAGCGGCGAUCGUGGAAGGCUCCAGAUGACCGAACUGCCAUGAUCAAGCCCCUGCGGCGCCUGAAGCAGGAGCCGGAGGAUGACCUGCCAGAAGCACCUCCCAGGUCCAGGGAUAGCGACCAGUCCCGGUCCAGCUCGCCCACUGCAGGUCCCAGCACAGAGGGCGCCGAGCCCAGGGAUAAGAAGAAGUUCAAGAUGAGGCGGAAAAGGCGCCUUCCCAAUAAGGAACUGAGCAAGGAGCUCAGCAAGGAGCUUAACCAGGAGAUCCAAAAAACCGAGAACAGCCUUGCCAAUGAGAAUCACCAACCCAUCAAAUCUGAACCUGAGAGCGAGAACGAGGAACCUAAGCGUGCUUUGAACAACAGCGAGAGACUCCAUAGGUUCAGCAAAGGGUUGAACGGGACUCCCCGGGAGCUGAGGCACCAGCUGAUCCCCAGCCUGCGAAGCACACCUCGGGGAAUAACCCGGCCACCGCCUUCGCUCUCCCCUCCCAAAUGCAUUCAGAUGGAACGGCACGUCAUCCGGCCGCCCCCCAUCAGCCCCCCUCCGGACUCGCUCCCCCUGGAUGACGGGGCAGCCCACGUGAUGCAGAGGGAAGUCUGGAUGGCUGUCUUUAGCUACCUCAGUCAUAGAGACUUGUGCAUCUGUAUGCGAGUGUGCAAGACCUGGAACAGAUGGUGCUGUGACAAAAGAUUAUGGACCAAAAUAGAUUUAAACCAUUGUAAAUCCAUCACUCCACUUAUGCUUAGCGGCAUUAUUAGGAGACAGCCUGUAACCCUUGAUCUCAGCUGGACAAAUAUAUCUAAAAAGCAGCUGAGCUGGCUGAUCAACAGACUGCCAGGUCUUCGAGACCUGCUGUUAUCAGGGUGCUCGUGGAUAGCAGUGUCGGCACUUUGUAGUUCCAGUUGUCCUUUACUCCGCACUCUGGACGUGCAGUGGGCAGAAGGCCUGAAAGACGCACAGAUGAGAGACCUCUUGUCGCCGCCUACAGAUAACCGGCCAGGCUGCAACGGGUGUACUUUAGAGAGUAUGGAAACACUUUCUUCCAGUUCAGGGAAGGAGCAGUUCUGUGGGUCAUGCCACAUUCGCCCGGAUAUCAGCUCAGACUGCAAUAAGGUUACUGAUCAGUGCCUGUCUUACUUCAAACGUUGCGGAAACAUCUGCCAGAUCGACCUGAGGUACUGCAAGCAAGUGACGAAAGAAGGCUGUGAGCAGUUCGUUGCGGAGAUGUCCGUAAGUGUUCAGUUUGGGCAAGUGGAAGAAAAACUUCUGCAAAAACUGAGUUAG
Opisthocomus hoazin is the source of this 3546-nucleotide messenger RNA. The record is from RefSeq and is a predicted model, not a curated record. Lineage: Eukaryota; Metazoa; Chordata; Aves; Opisthocomiformes; Opisthocomidae.